AUGGACGACCUCAAGGAGCACAUAGACCAGCUGCAGUCGGAGAGCAAUCUGUCCCAGAGCAUCUGCGAUGUCCAGAAGGCAAUCGACCUGCUCACCACGGCCAGGGCCAAGGUCGCCGCGGAUCCCCAAAUGGCACCCGUCACGCUCGCGAAACUCCAAGAGCCUGUCCGGAAGUCCAUCGAAGCCGCGAACAAUGACCUGAAGAAGGUCCACAAGGGUCUGGGCGCAUACGGAAAGGCGCUGGACAGGAGAUUCAAAGACAAGCCCCUCCCGACCGCCGAAAACGACGCCCUUUCGUCCCACCCACAGCUCAUAAACCGGGCCAUAGCCAUGCACCUCCUCCGCGAGGGCCAAUUCUCAGUCGCAUCCACCUUCAUCGAAGAGGCCAACGCCCACCCACCCCAGCCCGAACCAACCCCCGCCACCCCCAAUCCAUAUCUACAGGAAGCAUGGGAGAAGGAUCCGGCGAACGGCACAUUCGACUCUCAUAAGCUGCAACAGCAAUUCAAGGACAUGUAUCACAUUCUCCACGAACUUCGGCAGAACAGGAAUCUUUCGCCGGCUAUCGCAUGGGCGCGAGAACGAAGCGACGUCCUAGAAGCCCGCGGAAGCAAUCUCGAAUUCGAGCUCUGUCGCUUACAGUUCGUAUGCUUCUUCAUCGGCCGCGACGAAGACGGCAUGAUGACUGAAGACUCCGCCGACGGACCUCUCCGCGCAUGGGCGUACGCACGAAGCGAAUUUGGUCCUUUCCAGGCUCGAUAUGGGCGAGAAGUACAGCAACUUAUGGGGGCAAUGGCAUACUGGGAAAAUGUAGACGACUCGCCUUAUCGGAGAUACUUCUACAACAAUUCUGCUUGGGAGGAAGUGGCGACUUCGUUUACCCGAGAAUUCUGCUCGCUGCUGGGGCUAUCCGCUGAUUCGCCGCUCUAUAUCGCCGCAACGGCAGGCGCCAUCGCAUUACCGACGCUCCUCAAACUUCAGAACAUCAUGAAAGAGAAGCGGACAGAGUGGACAACACAGAAUGAGCUCCCCGUCGAAAUCCCACUCCCACCUUCCUACCACUUCCAUUCCAUCUUUGUUUGCCCCGUCUCCAAAGAACAAUCCACAGACCAAAACCCACCAAUGAUGAUGCCAUGUGGUCACGUGAUAGCACAAGAAUCGCUCGACAAGCUAAGCAAGGGCGCAAGAUUCAAGUGUCCAUACUGCCCCGGAGAGUCACAUCCAGGAGAUGCGAAGAAGGUGUUCUUGUAG
Molecule: messenger RNA, 1251 nt
Organism: Lindgomyces ingoldianus
Lineage: Eukaryota; Fungi; Ascomycota; Dothideomycetes; Pleosporales; Lindgomycetaceae
Exons: 4
Coding region: 1-1251 (416 amino acids)
Biological process (GO): proteasome-mediated ubiquitin-dependent protein catabolic process
Cellular component (GO): GID complex; nucleus; cytoplasm
Molecular function (GO): ubiquitin protein ligase activity; protein binding
Source: RefSeq, a predicted model, not a curated record